AUGGACGAGGAGUUAUCCUCCCAGGUGAAGAAGGUGGCCUUGGCCAUGGGCACAUCACUGUCAGAUAAGGACAUAGAUCUGCUGACCAUGGACGUGAGGCAUCACAGCUCCUUCAGCUACAUCAAGUUCUUCCAGUACAUGCAGAAGUUCCAGGCCUCAGGGCAGCUGGACAGCGUCAUCUGCAAGGCCUUCCAGACCCUGGACAAGGACCAAAGCAGCUUCAGCGAGUGGAAUGAGAUUAAGUACACCCUGUCCACAAUCCCCAGCAGGGGACCACCACUGACGGAUGAAGAGGCUGAGGCUGUGAUCCAGGCGGCCAACACGGAUGGGAGGAUUGACUUCGAAGAAUUUUCUGAAUUGAUCAAAAAGGAGAAAAUUCCAAAGAAGAAGUAG
Molecule: messenger RNA, 393 nt
Organism: Dama dama (fallow deer)
Lineage: Eukaryota; Metazoa; Chordata; Mammalia; Artiodactyla; Cervidae
Gene: PVALEF
Product: parvalbumin like EF-hand containing
Cellular component (GO): cytoplasm; nucleus
Molecular function (GO): calcium ion binding
Source: RefSeq, a predicted model, not a curated record